Molecule: messenger RNA, 765 nt
Organism: Culex pipiens pallens (northern house mosquito)
Lineage: Eukaryota; Metazoa; Arthropoda; Insecta; Diptera; Culicidae
Exons: 4
Coding region: 84-692 (202 amino acids)
Source: RefSeq, a predicted model, not a curated record
CGAUCAGUUCUUUGGUGGACCUCCUGGUCGUUAGUCGCGUUUUAGUAAGAGUCAAAGUGAUUUUCAAUUUUCAAAUUUCAAAGAUGGCAAAAUUUGUGGCGCUGAUCAAUUUUUCUCCGAUGACCUAUCGAGUACUUACCCUAGCUUAUGUCGUUCUGAGCAUAACUGGAUCGAUUCUACUGCUAGUGUACCGGAAAGAUUUGGUGGAAUAUUGCAACGUCAAAGAGUUCAUUUCUGAUGAGACCAUGCGCAAAGCUGUGUUCAUUUUUGGUCAAUUUUGGGUUAUUUCCAAUUGGUCCCUCCUGUACGGUAUUUCAAACCAAAAAGAGCUUUAUGUGAAACUUCAUCUCUACUACACGAUUGUAGUUUUCAUCGGAUUUGCAGUGACCUUAGUAUUGAUCGCCUUUAUGGUUCUAAGCGCAAUGGUUGGAAUAAUGGACAAGGAAAAUGCUGACUUAAUAAACAUGUUCGGGGCGUCGAUGAUGGUAACUUUGGGACUGACAUUUUUGCUUACAAUUGGUAUUGGCAUAUUGACAUUGGUCAUUGCAAUGAUCAACCUUACACUCAUGGGAGUCGUUGUGACGUUCAUACCAAUUGAAGAAGCAGCUAAAGUGGUGAAAGAAGGCGAUGACCAACAAACCAAACUACUGAAGUCAGAGGACGUUCUGAAAGAGAAGGAAUGCAUCGCCUAAACCAGGUGCGUUGUUUUGCGAAGUAGACUAUUCAUAAGUCAGAAAUACUGAAUAUAACUCGAGUCCAUUUCAA